Mizuhopecten yessoensis (Yesso scallop) is the source of this 5834-nucleotide messenger RNA. RefSeq lists its product as uncharacterized. NCBI's taxonomy places the organism in Eukaryota, Metazoa, Mollusca, Bivalvia, Pectinida, Pectinidae. The coding region runs from base 91 to 1293 and encodes 400 amino acids. Gene Ontology annotation, cellular component: cytoplasm. The record is from RefSeq and is a predicted model, not a curated record. Gene Ontology annotation, biological process: neurotrophin TRK receptor signaling pathway; negative regulation of TOR signaling; negative regulation of protein kinase activity. The transcript is spliced from 12 exons.
AGGUUCAACAUAAUUUUGUGUCUGGUGCUACCUCAACACAGGUUUACACAUCGACGGAGAGCACCACAAAGAUAACAUUAAUUGCAGAUAAUGCUUCUCACCUGCCACUGUCUGAAUUUCAAGCUACGGACAAGUCAGGGCAUUAAUUUUACAUGUAGAUCAGAUAUUGCAGGUCUACCUAAUGAGUAUGGCCAGUGUGACUUUUUUCAGAAAAAACUGGAUGAAAUUGAGAUAACAGAUGGCAGCUUGUCACAGGAGCAGUCCUACCUGUUCCACAAGCGACAGUUGGGAGACUGGGUGUUACAUCGCUGUCUGUGUUGUGGAAUAGAUACUCAUGCUGUUUGUACCAAGGGGAGACCACCCAAGGUGCUAGUCAGUGACAUGCUUCAGACGGAUUCUCUGGUGAUAGAGAGGUUACAUCAGUCACCUGACUUCUCACAGGUGUUUGGUAUCGUCAUGACUACACCAGAAAGUGACAUCCAUUCUGGCAGUAUGCCAGAUUCUUCUUCCCGUAACUAUGAAUCUCUACAAUCUCAGCUCAAUAAUAUACAGCAGCACUUGAGUAGCUAUCUGCUGCAGGAGGAGGCUGCUAUGGAAGAAAGGAUCCGAACAUAUGAGGAAGAAGAACGAGAGCGUUUUCAGAGAUUACAGAAUAAAGUUAGAAAUGACAAGAAGAAAAUGGUCAGUUUACUUCUGACAGCGUCUGAGAGUCAGUCAAAGGAUGCUGGUGUUGGAGGGAAAAGGAAUCAAGGAUCUGGAGAUGGAAGGAAAGUGGACAGGAAACCCGUAGGGAGUUCCUCCUCUGCUAUGACUGUCCCUGGACACAGCUCAAAACACCUUAAUAUCAGCAGGACAAAGUCCAAUCCAGCGCCAAAAAUCCAUUCCAUCAGCGAGUACCAGGAAAAUCCAGAUUCGGAAGCCAUGUUUAUGUUGGAUGAUGCUGGGGAUGGUGGGCCAGAAGCUUUCUACUCUUCCGAGGAUGAGGACGAGGAGGAGGAGGAGGAUACUGAUAGUACGAGUGAGAGAAACAGGACAAUGGCCUCAAUGAAGUCCUCCAUCUAUUCCUCCUCCAUGCCCAUCUCUGUGCCAAUCUGGAACAGGACUGGACUGGAUGAUGGCGUCGGUGACAAGCUAACCCCGAGUGACCCUGAUCAGAUAGCUGCCUCCAUGCAGGCGCUUGCCCAAAGUAUUACAAGUGAUGAACGCUACAUCUUCGGUGACCGACCACGCCCAAGGCUCAACACAGGUGACUUCAAGCGCCCAGUUUUCGAUGCAGAUCGUUACAAGAAGUGAAGAAAAUACAGUUUUGGGUUUGGAGACGGUGAUAAAAACCUUACAUACUAAGUCAUUGAUUUUUUCAUUGUGAGGCCGAGAGAUAGGCUCAUACACAGACAUUAUGUUUGACCUAGAGGAAGUCAACGUUUGUUUCAUUUUGACUUAUUAAAUUAUACAUCAUGAGUAAGUUUGCAUUAUUGGUGCAUUCUGGGAGAUCAGGUAUAGAUACCUUAGCUUGUACAGACAGAUUUCAUGUGUAUGAAGAUCUUGUACGUAAAACAAUAACAUGAGAAGAGAGAUAUCAUGAAGGCAUAUCUCGUUCAAUGAUUUUGUAAAUAAAGCUGGUGCACACAGUGAUCUUGCAGAAAAAAAUUAAGCCUGCAAAUAGAGGCUUGUUUUGUAGACAGAUCUUGGUUGUAGAAAAAUCAUAGUUGAAACAUCUUACAUAUCUUGAAUGUUCAGAUUGUUCACACAGAGAUUGUGUGUGGAGAGGUUGUCAUGGAGAAGUUUGGCAUUUUAGAGAGUAUAGGUCUAGUCCAAAGUUCUCAAAAAAUCGCACAAAGUCAGACUACGUUUUUUGAAAACUUUUUUUGUUGCGUUAACAUAAGUACAUAUGGUUUUAUUAAUCUUUCUUUUUCUUACCUAAUUAACAAUUAUCAGAAACUGCAUGCAAGUUUUGCUAUCAGUAAAGAAAAUAAACAAAAACUUCAGUUUUUUCUCCGAUUUUAGUUUUCACUCACCUGAAAAUUGCACGGCUUGGAUUUUUAGAAAGUCUGGAAAUGUAAUAAGAAAUAAUGUCAAUAAUUAUUUAUAUGUCAAAUUUGUUAGAAGUGCGCAUGCAUUCAUAACAAGAUAAAUUCAAGAUAGGGCCUAGUAUCUUAGAUUGAACAAGGAACAGUUUCUAAAAUCAGAUUGUACGAGGAACAGUUUAGAAAAUCAGAUUGUACGAGGAACAGUUUAGAAAAUCAGAUUGUACAAGGAACAGUUUAGAAAAUCAGAUUGUACGAGGAACAUUUACCAAAAUCAGAUUGUACAAGGAACAGUUAAGAAAAUUAGAUUGUACAAGGAACAGUUUAGAAAAUCAGAUUGUACAAGGAACAGUUAAGAAAAUCAGAUUGUACAAGGAACAGUUAAAAAAAUUAGAUUGUACAAGGGACAGUUUAGAAAAUCAGAUUGUACAAGGAACAGUUAAGAAAAUCAGAUUGUACAAGGAACAGUUUAGAAAAUCAGAUUGUACGAGGAACAGUUACCAAAAUCAGAUUGUACAAGGAACAGUUAAGAAAAUUAGAUUGUACAAGGAACAGUUAAGAAAAUCAGAUUGUACAUGGAACAGUUUAGAAAAUCAGAUUGUACGAGAAACAGUUUAGAAAAUUAGAUUGUACAAGGAACAGUUUAGAAAAUCAGAUCGUACGAGGAACAGUUACCAAAAUCAGAUUGUACAAGGAACAGUUAAGAAAAUUAGAUUGUACAAGGAACAGUUAAGAAAAUUAGAUUGUACAAGGGACAGUUUAGAAAAUCAGAUUGUACAAGGAACAGUUAAGAAAAUUAGAUUGUACAAGGAACAGUUAAGAAAAUUAGAUUGUACAAGGUACAAGUUAACUUUUAAUGUCUAUAUCAUAUAUGCAUACAUGUGCUGAAUAUAUUGUUGUGUUUUACAGAAUUGUGACGUGUUUGGAUAUUGCUAAAUUGUUACUCAUCAGUGGGCAUCUUUUAUAUAAGAAUCUUUUAAUGUUUAAGUCCAUGAUAAAAAGUUGUGUUUGAAUGAAAAUGUUGUAGCAGCACAGUAUCAUAAAUCAUAAUAUCUCUUUCACUCAAUUAUGUUUUGGAACUGUGACGUAGGUCCUAUGCACAUUAAAGUUAUGCAGUUAUCCAAUUACAGUAAUACAUAAUUACAUGCUUGAUAAACAUACUUAACUAAUACACGAACAUAAACUCUAGUCUAGAAAUAUUUAAUUUAACACUUAGAAUAACUAUAGAGAGGUAAUUAUCAAAUUUUACUAAUCACAGACUUCAUAAGUCAUGCGUAAAUAGUCGAUUGUGAAAAUACUUAAACAAAACUAUUUGGAGAUAAUCAUUAUCAAGCAUGUUAAAUCCAGUCACCACAUCUAUUUGCCCUACACUCUUGUGUAUCAGGGGACAGAUUGUUCCACUGUCUAGCUUGAGUUUUUGGGGGACAGAUUGGCCCAAUAUCUGGAGAGAGGUGUUAGGGACAGAUUGGCCCAAUAUCUGGAGAGAGGUGUUAGGGACAGAUUGGCCCAAUAUCUGGAGAGAGGUAUUAGGGACAGAUUGGCCCAAUAUCUGGAGAGAGGUGUUAGGGACAGAUUGGCCCAAUAUCUGGAGAGAGGUGUUAGGGACAGAUUGGCCCUAUAUCUGGAGAGAGGUGUUAGGGACAGAUUGGCCCAAUAUCUAGCUUCAGUUCUAGGGGACAGAUUGGCCCUAUAUCUGGAGAGAGUUGUAGGGAAAUGAUUGACCCAACAUCUAGCUUCAGUUCUAGGGGACAGAUUGGCCCUAUAUCUGGAGAGAGUUGUAGGGGAAUGAUUGACCCAACAUCUAGCUUCAGUUCUAGGGGACAGAUCGUUCGACUGUCUAGCUAGAGUUCUAGGGGACAGAUUGGCCCAGUAUCUGGAGAUAGUUGUAGGGGACAGAUUUGCCCACUAUAUAGAGAGAGCUAGAGGACAGAUUGGCCAACUAAUUAGCUAGAAUUUUAGGGAACAAUAUUGACAAUACAGCAUUGUUCUAGUAACCCAGCCAUUUUACAGAUGUUUCACAAUUCAGACACUGUAGUUGUGACAAACAUGUCCCGAACACCGAGUCUCCACUGUACAGGCCAAUCAAUCACACUGCUCAAUUGAUGACACACUUAAAAGUCUGUCCUAAUGCGUGUAGGAGGUUGGUUGUUUGGUUGUAACAUACUAUAGUGGUAGUGUUGUUAUGAUUUAUAUCUUAGACAACAUGAAAUAAUAAAUAUGAAGAAGACAAACAGGUGUGGAAGCUAAUAUCAAAGAUUUACUUUACACACAACCAAUAUAUGUAUUAAACGUAUUGCCAUGUUUCAAGAAUGUCUCCUGUGUUGAGCUGUGAUAUAGCUACCCAAAGAGACCAGUUGGUCUUGAAAGGUUGCGACACAUUUAAUACGUUCAUUGUUUGUGUAGAAAGUAAAACUUUGAUAUUUCAUAUUUUCAAACUGAUGCAUCUUGUUAAAUGUAUGGAAGCUGUAUGAAAUUUUACAUGUGUUUUAAUUAUUAGUUAUUUGAUUGCUACAGAAACAAAUGUUCAUACAUGUACAUACAAAUUAGCAUUUGAGAAAAUGGUUUUAGCAGUUUUCAAGAAUAAUAACAAAACUAAUGUAUAAUUAUAUACAUCAUUUUGAAAUUUCUAGUUAAAGCCAACGUGAUGUUUAAUAAAUCAUUCAAAUAUUACUGUACAAACAUUGAAAAUAAUGAAUAUCUCGUCAUAUGGCUGUACAUAUAGAGGCAGUUAAAAUCGUUACACAGUGCAUAAACAUUUGCCAGUGAUCUUGUGGUGUCUCAAGUAGUAUUUGACAACAUUUUAAGGGAUUUGAAGAAUAAAGAGUUAUUUUUGAGGACAUUGGUAUGGUAAUGUCUAGGACCUCACUAACGGUGUCGUAGGCAUUAUCACUGAUAUUUUUUAUUUUUUUAUGAAGCGGCACGUUUUUGCUUUUAGUUGGUUAGUGACUUGUUUGCACAACUAUACAUAUACUAUAUAUGUACAUACUUGUACUUGGCUUUCUGACCAUACACCUGAGUGUAGGAUUGCAGACAGGGUACUCUGGUCUGCAUAUAUUGUAAACGUGUAGUGUAAUGAGGUAUGGAAGUGCCUGCAGUUGGUCCAUUUAGUAAGUUAGUGCACAAUAGCCUCACGCGAAUGUAAAUACGUUUGUAUAUGGAUUGUAGGUUUAUAGAAUGUAUUGAUUUUGAACCCAUUGCCAACAGGAAUAUUUACACACAUAAGAAUUUCCACUUAACAAUAUAUAUGACAUACAAUGAUAUGUAGGCUUGUAGAUCUGGGACCUUAUGCUUCACUUGUUCCUGAACAACCGUAUCUUACCACAUGGUGACGCCCAACCUGCUACAGCAGAUGAAAGGUCUAUGUUCUUACUUAACCAUAAUGUUAUGACAGAAUGCCUGUAGUGGUUGUAGGGUAAAUGCUACAAAUUUUCCACAAUAUAUUUUGUCUCUAAUCCUGUGGUUGGUAAUCUUCUGUUGAGUGUUUUCGAGGUGUCUGACUUCAAGCCGAAUGAUGAAGUGGAUUGAUGAAGUUCAGUUACCAUUUACUGAAGAUCUCCUGAAAGGGGGUUAACUCACUUGUUACAUAAUCUGAGUUUGUUAUGUAUACUAUAUACUGAUAUGUGCAGACUAUUUUAUUUUCAUACUUGUUAUAUUUUUAGCUCACCUGGCCCAAAGGGCCAAGUGAGCUUAUGCCGUGGUGCGGCGUCCGUCAUCCAUCCGUCGUCUGUCUCCCAGCGUCAAUAUUUUACUUUAAACAACUUCUUCUUAAUAACCAAAAAGCCUAUGGUGAUGAUAUUUUGCAAACUUGGA